GAUGUCUGCGAUGCAAUGUCGAUCCAAACAGAAGGAAUGGAGGGGGCUCCCUUUGAUCUUUAAAUACCCUCUAACAUUAAAACCACAAUCCGUUGCUUUGAUUUUUUUUCUUACCACGUCGCCAGCUGCAGGAAAAAUUCAGACGGUCCCUAACGUCCCCGUAUCGCUGUGUGCGUGCACACCAGAGAAAGCGAGACACCUAUCCUUUUUUCCGCUUCACCAUCUGUCCUUUUCUUCCAUUUCAUGUGUACAACAGAUAUUCACCCUUCACAGUUACAGCCUCCUUAUCCACACCCGCCCCUCGCUACCUCUCUCCUGGCCUCUCCACUGUGUGCACGGAUUGUACGAUGCAGACGCUCCCUUGGCCCGAGCUGCUUCCCCCUCCCCCACCAGCCGAGCUCCUGUUUCACUCAAAGAUGGCGUCAGCUUUGGAGCCUCUGGUCUCUGGCUGCAUUUUUGGUCUUGUUGUUGUCUCUGUUUCGAAUGAUUUUUGGCACAUCCUCCCCGGCAACUCGACUCGAAAUUCCGGGUACGCGUGCUGCUGAAACGCAGUCGGCAUGAAGGUGGUCAGCCCACGCUGCUCCCUGGGGUGAGAUAUCUGUUCCACAGCAGCCAAGAGAGGAGAGAAAAAAGAAGGGAGAGAGAGAGAGAGAGAGACAGGUGGAUGAGGAGGCAGAGGAGGAGGAGAACCGGAGCAACCCAGCGCAGCGCCGAGAGAACUCGCUUCCGUCAACUUCCUCCACGGGAACCUGCACAAGAACUUUCCAGAAUCGACUUCUUCCACCCGACUGCGGCCCCUCCCUAAACUCCCCCAGCGGAGACGAGGGUUCCGAAACCGCGUUUCGCAGUCAGCACUAAAAUACAUCGGGCCUAAAAAAAAAAUAUAUUUUUUUUUGGUACAGUUUCUCCUGUCGCCAAGAAAGGGGAACUAAAGCCGCAGGUUUGCGGUUUGGCGCCUGAGGCUCCUGUGUGCAGGCGCUUUGCAUUGUGGGAGAGCGCUGGUGCAGCCUGCCCGUAGGCCCGCCAGCGGGGGGUUUUUCGGGGACACGCACGGCGCGCGGCGGCGGUCGGAGAGCAGAGCCCCGUCGCUCUUCGUCUUCUCCCGAGCCCUCCCGCCGGCCAGCUGGGAGAGGGGGCGCGGGCGGGCCGGUCCGGUCGGCGUUUUUUUGGGGGGGGGAGGGCGGGGGGAGCCUGUGCUAUGGUGAGUUGCUUCCUGCCGGGCUGCGAGGGACUCUUAGUGCGUCCCCGGGACAAAGGAUAGUCGCCCGGCGGCGGAGAGAGAGCAGGAGGAGGAGGAGGGGCGGAGGAGGAGGAGGAGGAGGAGGAGCGGGUGGCCCGUGUGCGGGACCCGGGCGCGGGACGCGGGACGCUUCCUGGAUGGGCGUGUCGUCGGGCCGACGCCGCAGCAGCAGCAGCCAACCGUCAGCCAUGGUGAAGCUGGCCAACCCGCUGUACACCAACUGGAUCCUGGAGGCCAUCAAGAAGGUGAAGAAGCAGAAGCAGAGGCCCUCGGAGGAGCGCAUCUGCAAUGCCGUGUCCAUGUCCCACGGGCUGGACCGCAAGACCGUGCUGCAGCAGCUGGAGCUCAGCGUCAAGGACGGCUCCAUCCUCAAGGUCUCCAACAAGGGGCUCAACUCCUACAAGGACCCCGAGAACCCGGGCCGCCUGGCCUUCCCCAAGCCCCGGAGCGGCGGGGGAGGGGGCGGGGGCGGGCCCGGGGGGGGAGGAGGAGGGGGCGGGGGCCACCCGGGCCGGAAGCCGGGCCUGGACUGGAACAAGCUGAUCAAGCGGGCGCUGGAGGGCCUCCACGAGCCGGGCGGCUCCACGCUGAAGAGCAUCGAGCGCUUCCUGAAGUGCCAGGCGGACGUGGCGGCCUACCUGUCGGGCAGCAGCUCCAUGGGGCCCGUGGUGUUCCACCAGCAGCUGCGCGUGGCCGUCAAGCGGGCCAUGGCGCACGGGCGCCUGCUCAAGCAGGGGCCCCUGUACCGCCUCAGCGGCCGGGGGCCGCAGCCCGAGGGGCCCUUCAACAUGUCGCUGGACUCCCUCCCGCCCGUCCGCCUGCUGCCACACGAGAAGGACAAGCCGGUAGCAGAGCCCAUUCCCAUUUGCAGCUUCUGUUUGGGGACGAAGGAGCAGAAUCGCGAUAAGAAGGCGGAGGAACUCAUCUCCUGUGCCGACUGUGGGAACAGCGGCCACCCGUCAUGUCUGAAGUUCUCUCCGGAGCUCACGGUUCGGGUCAAGGCCCUGUGGUGGCAGUGCAUCGAGUGCAAGACCUGCAGCUCCUGCCAGGACCAGGGCAAAAACGCGGAAAACAUGUUGUUCUGUGACUCAUGUGACCGGGGCUUCCACAUGGAGUGCUGUGACCCCCCACUGAUGCGGAUGCCAAAAGGUAUGUGGAUCUGUCAGAUCUGCCGACCGAGGAGAAAGGGAAGAAAGCUCUUACACGAAAAAGCAGCACAAAUCAAACGGCGCUACAACGCACCGCUGGGACGUCCCAAAAACAGGUCAAAGAGGCCGUUCAAGAAGUUCCGGGGUCCGGGGGGGCGUGGCCGGAGGCGGCGCGGCGGCAUGGGCGGGGUCGACCGGCGUUCCCAGGGCUCCUCCUCGCCCCCGUCCUCCUCCAGCUCCUCCUCCUGCGAGGGUUACCCCGGCGACGACCGCCUGCUCUUCUCCCUGCGCGAGGAGGACUCGACCGGCGGGGGGCUGCGCUUCAACAAGAAGACCAAGGGCCUGAUCGACGCCCUCACCAAGUUCUUCACCCCGUCCCCCGACGGGCGCAAGGCCCGCGCCGAGGUGGUGGACUACUCCCAGCAGUACCGCAUCCGCAAGAAGGCCAGCCGCAAGGGGGAGGACGAGGAGCGGACGGGAGACAAUCAGGAGUGUGGGGACGAGUGGCGCGAGGACGAGGACCGGUUGCCGGGGCAGGAGAACCUGACGGAGAAAGACGUGGAGCUCUUCCGACACAUCCAGGAGCUGGCACUACAGAAAGUCGGGGUGACUGGACCCCCGGACCCCCAGAUGCGCUGCCCGUCCGUCAUCGAGUUUGGGAAGUACGAGAUCCAGACGUGGUACUCCUCCCCGUACCCGCAGGAGUACAGCAGGCUGCCGAAGCUCUACCUGUGCGAGUUCUGCCUGCGCUACAUGAAGAGCCGCAGCAUCCUGUUCCAGCACAUGCGCAAGUGCGGCUGGUUCCACCCGCCGGCCAACGAGAUCUACAGGAAGGACAGCGUCUCCGUGUUCGAGGUGGAUGGGAACGUCAGUACGAUCUACUGCCAGAACCUGUGUCUGCUGGCAAAGCUCUUCCUGGACCACAAGACCCUGUACUACGACGUGGAGCCCUUCCUGUUCUACGUGCUGACGCAAAACGACGGCAAGGGCUGCCACCUGGUGGGCUACUUCUCCAAGGAAAAACACUGUCAGCAGAAGUACAAUGUGUCCUGCAUCAUGAUUCUUCCGCAGUACCAGCGCAAGGGUUUCGGUCGCUUCCUCAUCGACUUCAGUUACCUGCUCUCCAAGCGGGAGGGGCAGCCGGGCUCGCCGGAGAAGCCGCUGUCGGACCUGGGCCGGCUGUCCUACAUGGCGUACUGGCGCAGCGUGGUGCUGGAGUGCCUGCAUGAGGUGCGGGACCGGCAGCUCACCAUCCGCCGGCUCAGCAAGAUCACCGGCAUCUGCCCCCAGGACAUCACCGCCACCCUGCACCACCUGGGCAUGCUGGAGCAGCGCGGGGAGAGGCUGGUCCUGGUGCGCAGAGAGAAGCUGGUGUCCAAUCACAUGACCCGGCUGAGGGCCCACCCCCGGCAGCUGGAGGUGGACCCCGACUGCCUGCGCUGGACCCCCGUCAUCGUCACCAACACCGUGGUGUCGGAGGGCGAGGGGGAGGACGAGGAGGAGGAGGAAGAGGAGGGCGAGGGACAGACCUGCAAGGAGAGUAAGCCCAUCCGGACUUCGUCUCCGCUGCCCUGGCACAUGCGGCCCGAGAGGGAGGAAGAGGAGGAGAGGAAGUGCUUCCCGGCGUUCCCGAACAGCCAGAUCUCUCCGACGCGUUCUCCGGCUCGGGGCGCCCAGCUCAGCCCCGACAGGCCCCCUCUCCCGGCCAACGGCGAGCGCCGGGGCCGCGGGCGCCCGCCCAAAAGCUGGCUGUGGGGCCGGCCCAAGGACGGGCCCCGGGGGCGGCCCCGGAAACCGCGCCCGCCCGAGGAAGAGGAGGAGGAGGACGGAGUGGACGGCCCGGACCCCGCGGCGCCCUCCCUCUCCCCGGCGGCCCUCCUGGGUCCGGAGAAGGAGGCCGACUCGGGCGCCGGGCGGCCCAAGGAGGCGGCCCGCCACCCCGCAGCGCCGGCCCCCCGCAGCAGGGGGCGCCCCCCGCGCAAGAAGAGGGGCCCCAAGCGCCGGCUGAGCGAGGGCUCCGGGGAGGCCCCGCCCGCCCUGCCCCCGGCCCCCCGGCUGAGCGAGCCGCUGGCCCCCGUCCGCCGGGGCCGCUUCAGCGAGAGCAGCGAGGAUGAGGAGGACGACGACGAAGAGCUGCGGCCUCGCUCCCCGCCCAUCCUGACCAAGCCCACGCUAGGGCUCAAGUGCAAGAAGCCCCUGCGGAAGCGGCGCAUGCGGCAGCGCAGCCACCCGCACAGCAGCGUGGUGACGGAGACCAUCUCGGAGACCACCGAGGUGCUGGACGAGCCCUUCGUGGACUCGGACACGGAGAGGCCCAUGCCGCGGCUGGAGGAGGAGUCGCCGCUGGGCUGCCCGCUCCGCCGCUACCCCCGCGCCGCGCUCCGGCCCUCCGCCCCCGCGCCCAAGAGGGGCCGGCGGGCCAACCUCUCCGAGUCCGAGGACGAGGACUCCACGCCGGCGCUGAAGCCUGCGUCGGCGCUGCGCGAGCCCGAGCCGGCCGGCGAGUCGGCGGGCGAGACCCCGCCCGCGCCCGUCAAGAAGAAGAAGGGCUGGCCCAAGGGGAAGAGCCGCAAGCCCCUGCACUGGACCAAGCGCCCGGGCAGGAAGCCGGGGGGCGGGGCCGGACAGGUCGCCACGGAGACGGGGGGCGUGGCCGGCAGCCAGGGCACCGCCCCCUCCUCCUGCACGGACACUGCGCCUCCCGCCAAGGUCCGGCUGAAGCCCGGCAGGAAGCCGCGGAGCUACUACCUGCAGCGGGCGCAGGAAGAGGAAGCGCGGCAGCAGCUGGAGAGGAAGCAGCUCCUGCAGCAGCAGCAGCAGCAGCUGGAGGACAGAGCCGCCAAGAGGACGUCCCGGACCGCCGAGCGCAAGCCCGACAAGCGCAAGGACUCGGACGAGGAGGAGGACGAGGAGGAGGAGGAGGAGGACGAGUACGUGAAGAAGCGGCGGGAGGAGAAGCCCAAGCGGAGGGGGAGGCCGCCCAAGAACGCGUCCCUGCCCCCGCCGCCGCCGCCGCCCGUCAGCAAGCCGCCGCCGCCGCCCCCCGUCUCCGAGCCCGAGGAGGAGGACGACGAGGAUGAGGAGGAGGAAGAGGAGGAGGCGUGGGCCGAGGAGAAGAGGAGCCGCCCGACCGCCCCGGCCGGGCUCCCCCGCCCGCCCCCGCCCCGGACGGAGCUGGAAGGCCCCGAGCCGGGAGAGAGGGAGGAGCAGGAGUGCGCGGGCAAGAGGCUGAUCUCCGGGCCUGCCGGUCGCCGCGGCGACGACCACGACGCCGACGACGAGGGCGACGGUCGUCCCGAGGGCAAGGCUGAGAGCGGCGGCGCCGGCAAGAAGAGGAAGAGCCAGGACUCCGAGGAAGACGAGGACGAAGAGGACGACGAUGAAGAGGAGGACGAGGAAGAGCCGGCCUCGCCAGCGCGUUCCCCGCCCGUCAAGGAGGAGCCGCAGGGAGGCGAAGGUUUUUUAGACACGGAGGGCAGCGUGACGAGGGACUACGUCAGCAAGCAGGAGGAGGAGGAGGACGAGGAAGAGGAGGAGGAGGAAGAGGCGGAGGAGGUGGAGGAGCGGCCGGCGCGGGAGGAGGCCAAGACGCGGGUGGACACCCAGGAUGAGCAGCGCCGGCGGCGGGAGCAGGAGGAGUCUGCGGCCGCCGCCGCCGCCGUGGAGACGGUCACCACGGCGAUCUCCGCAGUCACUGCUCCAGAGACGCUGGACCUCCAGCCGCUCCACGGGGAGGCCAAGGGGGUGCUGCUGCUGGAGCCCCACCCUCACCCGCACCCCCACCACUCGCACCCCGAAUUCAAAGAGGAGCUGGGUCACCACCACCCGCACGCCCACCACCACCCCCACCACGCCAGCGAGCUGGACCUGGAGACGGUGCAGGCCGUCCAGUCGCUGACGCAAGGCGAGGCCCAGGACGAGGAGGCCGAGCCCCACGGGGCCUACCAGGACUGCGAGGAGACGCUGGCCGCCUGCCGCACCCUGCAGAGCUACAGCCAGCACGCCGAGGGCGAGGAGGAGGCGCUGGCGCUGGUGGAGGACUGCGGCGGGACGUCCCAGCACAGCAGCCCCCUGCCGGGCAGCAGCGGGGGCCCCUCCGGCCCCCAGCUCCCCGCCCUGCCCGGCCAAUCGGCUCGCUCGGUCAGCAGUCCAGCCGGGCUGGCGCUGGAGUCCGCCGGGCCGGCGGGGGCGGCGGGAGGCCCGGCGGCGGGCCCCGCGGUGGGGGCCGGCGGGAACGGGGCUGGGGGGUACACCCAGAUCACCCCCGAGCACCCCGGCUCCCUGUCGGCGCCCUCGCUGCAGAACAUGGAGACGUCCCCCAUGAUGGACGUGCCGUCGGUGUCGGACCACUCCCAGCAGGUGGUGGACAGCGGCUUCAGCGACCUGGGCAGCAUCGAGAGCACCACCGAGAACUACGACAACCCCAGCAGCUACGACUCCACCAUGGGGGGCGGCGGGGGCGGGGGCGGCGGCAACGGCGGGGGAGGGGGGAACGGAGGGGGCGGCGGGAACAACAUGUCCGCCGCCGCCGUGGCGGUAGCGGCCGCCAACGCGGCGGCGGCCAACGCCGCCUCCUCUUCCUCCUCCUCGUCGUCUUCGUCGGGCGCCUCUUCGUCCUCCGGGUCGGCGGCGGCGGCGGCGCCCUCCUCUUCCUCCUCGCAGGCCAACAGCUGCUCCUUCGUGGCGGCCCCGGGGCUCACGUCUUCCAGCGGCCCCGUGGGGGCCCAGCUGGGCAUGGGCAGCUGCAGCCUGAUCCAGCAGGCCGGGCCGGGCGGCGGCUCGGCGGGCGGGGCCGGCGGGGGAGGCGGGAACGGGGUCCCCCAGCCCCCGCCCCCGCCCCCUCCCCCGUCCUCCAACACCCCCGGCUGCGGCAUCAAGUCGCCCCAGAGCUGCGUGAUCGAGAGGCCCCCCAGCGCCAGCCAGCAGGCCCAAAAGAAGGUCCCGCCGCCCCCCCAGCAGCAGCAGCAGCAGGCCCCCAACCCGCAGCCCCCGCCCUCGGCCCCCCCGCCUCCUCCCCAGCAGCAGCAGCAGCAGCAGCAGCAGCAGCAGGCGCUGUCCCAGUGCAGCAUGGGAAACGGCUUUGCCUCCACGCCCAUGAUCAUGGAGAUCCCCGAGUCGGCGGGCGGGGGCGGGGCCGGCGGCGGUGGGCGGAGCCUGUACGAGCGCAUGGGCCAGGACUUCGGGGCGGGCGGCUACCCCCAGCCCUCGGCCACCUUCAGCCUGGCCAAGCUCCAGCAGCUCACCAACACCAUCAUGGACCCGCACGCCAUGCCCUACUCCCACUCGGCCUCCGUCACCUCCUACGCCACCAGCGUGUCCCUCUCCAACCCCACCCUGGCGCAGCUGGCCCCCUCGCCCCACCCGCCCCUCCCCCCGCAGGCCCAGCCCACCAUGACCCCGCCCCCGAACCUGGGCUCGGGCUCGGUCAACCUGCUCCAGUGCAACAUGCCGCCGGGGGCCAACAUCGGGCUGGCGCCGCCGCCGCACGCCCAGCGGCUCCAGGGCCAGAUGGCCACGGUCAAGGCGCACAUCGCCAUCCGCUCCAAGGCGUCCCAGCUGCCGGCCGGCGCGCCGCACCAGCAGCCCAUGUACAGCCGGAGCUCGGGCGCGGUGGCGGCGGCCAUGCAGGGCGCGCCGCGGACCCUGGCGGUGCAGCGGGGCAUGAUGACCAACCUCAUGCCCACGCCCGCCGCCUACAACUCCAUGAACAUGAACCCGCUCAACGCCAUGCCCGCCGGGUACCGCAUGCCGCAGCCCAUGAUGAACAGCGGCUACCACGGCAACCCCCCGUACAUGAACCAGCCCGCCCAGUACCCCAUGCAGAUGCAGAUGGGCAUGAUGGGCGGUCAGGCCUACCCGCAGCAGCCUAUGCAGCCCAAUCACCACGGCAACAUGAUGUACACGGGCCCCUCCCACCACAGCUACAUGAACGCCGGCGUCCCCAAGCAAUCGCCUUACAUGAGCAGAUGAGUGCCGACCGCGGAGCGAGGGAACGAGAGAGAGAGGGAGGGGGAGAGAGAGAGAGACGGGCGGUCCGUCUCUCCGUCCUCCCUGCUGGACUCCGGUUUCCUUUUCACUGUAUUAAAAGUGUUCACCACCCUCUCCAGAGACAGACAGACAGAGACACAGAGAGCGAGCGAGAGAGAGAGAGCGUGCAAAAAGAGAAAGGGACUGUGGUUUCCUCUUUUUUUUCGUUUUUCGUUUGUAAGUGCAUUCGUCUGUUUCGGUUUGCGUUCCCUCGGUAGGUCCCAGGCAGGCUCGGUGGGUGCGAGGCAGCGGGACGGCGGAAUUUUGGGGGCGUGUAGGGGUGGUAUACGGACCUCUCGUUCAGCAGGCAGCUCACAGCAACCCCAGUAACCUUCUGCCCCCCCCCUGCCCGCCCCCCCCUCCCCCACACUCUUUGUCCUAAACCAGGCAGGGGACUGGGGGUAGAACAGGCGAAGGGGGGGCCAUACACCUCCCCUCCUCAGAGCAGGGGCGGGGGGGCGGGGAGGACCUGACCAUUUUAAACUGAGAAAGUCAAAAUGUGGUUAACAAGAAACAAACAAACAAAAUAUAUAUUAAACCAUGCACACAAUCUUUUAAUUGACAUAGGAAGCCUUACCUAAAAAAAAAAAGAAAAACAGAAAAAAAUUGUAGAUGGACUUUCUUGCUUUUUUAUAUUUUUUAAUUUGUUUUUGUUUUUUUUUGACUGUUGAAAUGCUUGUGUGCAGUCCCAAACGACCCGUUUUAUUCGUUUGAUUUUUAUGUGUGUUUUACUGGAAAGGUGGUUUUUUCAGCCCUCUCCAACACAAACAACGAACUUACACACACACACGCCCACACACACUGACAUACAGACACAUAUCUCUAUAGCCACUGAAGUCAAUGUGGAGGCACUUGAUGUGUUUGAUGUGGGUGGAGGUUUUUGGCGGACCGGCGGUGUGGGGUAGCGCACCCCGCUCCUGGGAUCUGCGCUUCCUCGCGCGGGACACCGUGUCAGGGCGCAGUCCCGCAAACGGCACGCCAGAACGUCAGACGUCCCGGAUCGUCGCCUCUUGAGAGAGAGAGAGAACGAGCACUCCCAAAAAUAACCCGACAGGUUUAAGCUGAGUUAUGGUUACUGUUGUGAAUUUUAUUUUUAUUUUUUUACUUUUUUAUUUUUUAUUAUUUUCAACUUUGAUAUUCUGGUUAUAACCCCCCCCGCCCCCCACCCCCUGUCUCACCGAGCCAGUCUCCCUACGGACACAAGCACAGGAACUCGCUGUUGAAAUUUUGCCUUUGAUUCAGGGGCAAAAAUUCCCUGUGUCACAAGAGCACCACUGAUAAGAGAAGUAGAGAGUGAGGGAGAGAGAUAGAGAGGGGGGGGGGGUCAUUCAGAAUGCUGGGUGGAACAACACUAAAGGAAACGGGGGCUUCUGGGAGAUGAAGCAGUUUCAGCAUAUCGACUCUUUCAUUCUUUAACCCCCCCCCCCCCACACACACACACACACACACACACACACCCCCCACCUCACUCGCUUUGAGUGUGGGCACCUGUCUCAAGCCUUCGACAGCAUUGCAUAGAGGUCUUCCCUUCAGCCGAAGAGCCUGCUUUUAAAUUUUUUUAAAAUUGCAACCCAGAGGCUUAUGGAUCUGGCUAGCACACAGGGCAGCUCUACGAGGGUAUUACCGUGGGAACAGUGGGCUACAGAGGUGAUCCGAUCUCGUGCACCCCACCGACGCCCCCAAACACACACACACACCAUGCGCGCACGUGCGCGCGCGCACACACCGAGAUGUAGAUGUGAGAUUAUAUGCUGUCCAGAACUGUGUUAGGAAUGAGGGGUGUAGACAUUGUACCAGACUUUCAUUGUUCCAGUAUUCAAAAUCUGAUGAGGCUACUUUUCUUACAGACCUGACGUUUUCAUAUAUUAUUUGUGUUUUUGUUUUUUGUUUUUUUUUUCCUCUGAAUUUUAUCAGACUGGGCAGCUUUCUUUUAUGACACAAGCUGACUCUUUUUGACUUUAGAAACUUAUUGUAGAGAAAAUGUUUUUUCUAUAAUAUAAAAAAGAAAAAUUCUGACAUUGAUAUUGGUACUGUCAUUUUUUUCACUUCUGUUUCAGGAAAAAAAAAACAAAAGGUAUUUUUUAGCUCGACUUGGGUAAUAUUAAUAAGAAAUUCAAAACUAAAAAAAAUUAAAACUCACUUUUAGUGAAUUUAAGAUGCCUUUAACCUCUCCAUUCCAUCUCAUCUCUAGAGUUUUUUCUAUCUUUGUGUAGUAUAUUAACGCUAUUUUAAAACAAAAGGAGAAAAAAAAAAACAAAUAUCUAAAGGUCACUUAGCGUUCUUUUUUUGUUUCGAUUUUUUUGUGUGUGUAUAGGACGGAUUCCUUGCGUCUGAGAGGCAUGUAAAAUGAGCUCAUAUUUCUGUCUGUUUAUAUCGCUUCCUCCUUUUGUAUCCUUUGUAAUUGUACAUGGUGAGUCGUAAGCUAAGAGAGAGAGAGAGAGCGCAAGACGGAGAGAGCGGAGCAAAAACCGAACCCCCCCCCCCACCCCCCCUCUCUCUGGUUUUUUGGUCCCUGUAUGUAUUUCCACUUAAUCGUUUUUUUCUUUCUUAGCAAGUACUUUCAAAAGAACUCUGUACAUUUUAACAUAAAACGAAAAUAAAUUAUGUUGAGCCAUUUCA
Messenger RNA from Anguilla rostrata (American eel), 11034 nucleotides. It is a transcript of the gene kat6a, whose product is annotated as K(lysine) acetyltransferase 6A. The transcript has 17 exons. Gene Ontology annotation, cellular component: MOZ/MORF histone acetyltransferase complex; nucleosome; chromatin. Gene Ontology annotation, molecular function: histone acetyltransferase activity; DNA binding; transcription coregulator activity. Gene Ontology annotation, biological process: negative regulation of DNA-templated transcription; nucleosome assembly; positive regulation of transcription by RNA polymerase II. Lineage: Eukaryota; Metazoa; Chordata; Actinopteri; Anguilliformes; Anguillidae. The record is from RefSeq and is a predicted model, not a curated record. Bases 1378 to 8358 code for a protein of 2326 amino acids.